This is a messenger RNA of Gorilla gorilla gorilla (western lowland gorilla), 3101 nucleotides long. It is a transcript of the gene NUBPL, whose product is annotated as NUBP iron-sulfur cluster assembly factor, mitochondrial. Gene Ontology annotation, molecular function: 4 iron, 4 sulfur cluster binding; ATP-dependent FeS chaperone activity; ATP binding. Bases 101 to 1060 code for a protein of 319 amino acids. The record is from RefSeq and is a predicted model, not a curated record. The transcript has 11 exons. Gene Ontology annotation, cellular component: mitochondrion. Lineage: Eukaryota; Metazoa; Chordata; Mammalia; Primates; Hominidae. Gene Ontology annotation, biological process: mitochondrial respiratory chain complex I assembly; iron-sulfur cluster assembly.
CGGUUGCUAGGAAGAGAAAGCCGAGCGUUGCUCCGUGACGUCAUCACUCCGCGCCACCCGCGACAGUUUCCCAGCAGGGCUCACAGCAGCGUUCCGCGUCAUGGGGAUUUGGCAGCGUCUGCUGCUUUUUGGUGGGGUGUCGCUCCGGGCUGGUGGCGGGGCCACUGCCCCGCUUGGGGGAAGCCGAGCGAUGGUUUGUGGGCGCCAGUUGUCUGGCGCCGGGAGUGAGACCCUAAAACAAAGAAGAACACAAAUCAUGUCCCGAGGACUUCCAAAGCAGAAACCGAUAGAAGGUGUUAAACAAGUUAUAGUUGUGGCUUCUGGAAAGGGUGGAGUCGGAAAAUCUACUACAGCAGUGAAUCUUGCACUUGCACUAGCAGCGAAUGAUUCGUCCAAGGCCAUUGGUUUGCUAGAUGUGGAUGUGUAUGGACCUUCAGUUCCAAAGAUGAUGAAUCUGAAAGGAAAUCCGGAAUUAUCACAGAGCAACCUAAUGAGGCCUCUCUUGAAUUAUGGUAUUGCUUGUAUGUCUAUGGGCUUUCUGGUUGAAGAAAGUGAACCAGUAGUUUGGAGAGGCCUUAUGGUAAUGUCGGCCAUUGAGAAAUUGUUGAGGCAGGUAGAUUGGGGUCAACUGGACUACUUAGUUGUAGACAUGCCACCAGGAACUGGAGAUGUGCAGUUAUCAGUCUCACAGAAUAUUCCUAUAACAGGUGCUGUUAUUGUCUCCACGCCCCAGGACAUCGCAUUGAUGGAUGCACACAAGGGUGCUGAGAUGUUUCGCAGAGUCCACGUGCCCGUCCUUGGCCUUGUCCAAAACAUGAGUGUUUUCCAGUGUCCAAAAUGUAAACACAAAACUCAUAUUUUUGGUGCUGAUGGUGCAAGGAAACUAGCACAGACCCUUGGCCUUGAAGUUCUAGGAGACAUUCCGUUACACCUUAAUAUAAGGGAAGCUUCAGAUACAGGCCAGCCAAUUGUGUUUUCACAGCCUGAAAGUGAUGAGGCCAAAGCUUACUUGAGGAUUGCUGUGGAAGUGGUAAGAAGAUUGCCAUCACCUUCAGAAUGAUUCCCCAAGUGUCCUGGAAAUUUGCCUGGUACUGACAUUAAGAGGACCUUUGGAAAUCAGCAAUCUGGUGAUAGAACCUACAGAAAUAAUAGAAAUCAUAACUGUUUUAUUUCUAAGGAAAGAAUGUCUUCAUAUCUGACUUGCUAAGCUAAGGUUCACAAAACUUUGAUGUAUCAAUGUUAACUGCUGUAUUUAGGAAUUUUUUGAAAGCUGGUGUGUACCACCUGCAAAGAACUGCAUUUUAUUUUAUUGAAUUACCCCUUUAGAAAUCAUGAGUUUAUGAUGUUACAAGUCCAUUUUGGGAGAGAACUGUACGCUUUUUGCAGGACCACAGAAUUAGUAAUUUAAAUGAUAUACUAAAUUUGUGUAUGGGCAUAAGUAUUACACCUUCCCACCAGGCAAUUUGGACUGUCUUUGAAUCCUGUCUUUGGUACUAUCUUGGAUAUGUUCUUAAUAUGAACCUCUGCUUCUUCAUCUGGAUCACACCGUACCCCAGACUUAAUGAAUUUCAGUCUCCAGGAGUGGAGCCUGAACAUAUGUAUUUUUAGUAAGACCAUGAUGAUGAUGAUGAUGAUGAUUCUGGUAAUCAUGGCAGUAAGAAUAAUAGCUAACAUUUAACAAGUUAAUUAUAAUUGUUCUUCCAUUUGUGUGAGUGGGUACUAUUGUCUCCAUUUUACAGAUAAGUAAUUUGAGAUAUAAUUUGAAGGCACUCAACCUUGAGUGUCUUGCUGAGGGUUACUGUAUCUAGCAAGUGAUGGAGCUUGGAUUUGAACUUGAGUAAUUCGAUAUUAGAUUCAUCUUUUUGUACACCAAUGUGCUUUUGUUAAUUAAAAAAAGUGGGUGGUGGCCAGGCGUGGUGGCUCACGCCUGUAAUCCCAGCACUUUGGGAGGUUGAGGUGGGUGGAUCAUGAGGUCAGGAGUUCAAGACCAGCCUGACCAACAUGGUGAAACCCCGUCUCUACUAAAAAUACAAAAAUUAGCUGGGCAUGGUGGCAUACGCCUGUAAUCCCAGCUACUCGGGAGGCUGAGGCAGGAGAAUCAUUUCAACCCGGGAGGCUGAGGUUGCAGUGAGUGGAGAUUGUACCACUGCACUCCAGCCUGGUCAAUGGAGUGCGACUCCAUCUCAAAAAAAAAAAAAAAAAAAAAAAAAAAAAAGUGGGGGGAGAUGCAAUAUUUAGCAUUUCCUCAAACUUUUUUUGGCCAUGAAAUCCACCUCCCCCCCUCCUUUUUCAGAGCAUUUCAAAUAAUACAUUUUGAAAAACAUUUAUCUUGUCUAAUUGAAGCUCAAAGAGAUAGAGUCAAUGACUUUUCAAAGUCAGGUAGCAGAUAGUUUUAAAGCUGCAAGUACUGAUAAGUGUGAGCCAUUAGUUAAUUCGCAUUUAUAAAGAAGUGGUCUGUCACUUUUGGCAAAUGUCUUGACAUCUGUUGCUCUACAGUUCUCAAGUAGAAAAUUAGGCAUACAGUUUCACAUUAUUAUAAGCAUGUUUUCACACAAAAACAUGUACAUUGAUGUUUAUUGCAAUUUUAUGUGUAAUAACCAAAAACAACCCAGAUUUUCUUCAUUGGGUAAAUGAUUAAACAAACCAUAGUACAUUCAUACCGUGAGUGCUACUCAGCAAUAAAAAAGAAGAAACUAUGGGUACAGGCAGCAACUUAUAAUUCCAGAGAAUUAUGCUGAAUGAAAAAAGCCAAUUUAAAAAGGUUUUGUACCAAAAGAUUCCAUUUAUAUAACGUUCUUGAAGUGACAUAAUUAUAGAAAUGGAGAACAGAUUAGUGGUGGCUGUGUUAAGGAGGGGGUGAGGAUGGGAGAGAAUUGGGUGUGGCUGUGAGAAACAUGAGGGAUCCUUGUGAUGAUGGAAAUGUUCUAUAUCACAGCUAUCAAUGUCAAUAUCCCAGUUGUGAUAUUGUGCUAUAGUUUUGCAAGAUGUUACCACUGGGGGAAAUUGGGUGAAGGGCACAUGGAAUCUCUGUAUUAUUUCUUUCAACUGCAUGUAAAUCUACAAUUAUCUCAAAAUAAAAAUAAAAGUUAAAAAAACACAAA